AUGUUAGAAAAAAAGUUUGCUGACAUUGACAAAAAAUUUGAGAAUGUUUUAAACAAGAACAAGAGGAAGUUAGAAAAUGCUCAGAUAAAACCUAUACAUGACAAGUUCUUAUUUGCUCAGAAUGGUAUAACAGGUCUAAUUGCACCACCUGGGUCGGGUAAGACUUUCACUUAUCUUAAAAUGGCUGCACAACAACAAGAACUAGAUGAGAAGAACCCAUUCUAUGAGUUAGUUGUCAUUUGUAGUACUUCUGGUCAAUUUGACCAAACCGUCAAUUCGUUCAAAGAUAUUAUAAAGAAGUCUAAGUUAGUAUGUAUAAAAGACUCUGAGUUGUUAGAUUGGAUAAAGAAGUACCAAAGAAGAGUUUUGAAGUAUAAUGCUAUAAAUGAGUAUAUAAAUUCUAAGUUUAAAGACCCAAAUGAGGAAAUGCAGAGAAUAUUAGAGAAGAAACACUUCAGAAACAAACAGAAAGAGAUAGAAUACAUUUCGAAGAAAUUGCAAUCUUACGAUUGGAAGACAUACCCUCAUAG
This is a messenger RNA of Trichomonas vaginalis G3, 530 nucleotides long. RefSeq names its product P-loop containing nucleoside triphosphate hydrolases family. Gene Ontology annotation, molecular function: DNA binding; hydrolase activity; ATP binding. The record is from RefSeq and is a predicted model, not a curated record. NCBI's taxonomy places the organism in Eukaryota, Parabasalia, Trichomonadida, Trichomonadidae. The transcript has a single exon. The annotation marks the transcript as partial.